Messenger RNA from Octopus sinensis (East Asian common octopus), 2069 nucleotides. RefSeq names its product large neutral amino acids transporter small subunit 1. NCBI's taxonomy places the organism in Eukaryota, Metazoa, Mollusca, Cephalopoda, Octopoda, Octopodidae. The record is from RefSeq and is a predicted model, not a curated record. Gene Ontology annotation, biological process: amino acid transmembrane transport. The transcript is spliced from 12 exons. Gene Ontology annotation, molecular function: L-amino acid transmembrane transporter activity. Gene Ontology annotation, cellular component: membrane. The coding region runs from base 578 to 2044 and encodes 488 amino acids.
CUCUCUAUCUCUCUCUCUCACUCUCUCUACCCCUCGUUCUUUCCCGCUCUCUUUGUGUGUGUCUUCGCAAACCACGCUCGUUGAAUGAGCUGCGAAAACAUCUACCUCCUGAUACAGACUGCUCUCGGCUCUCUCUCUCUCUCUAUUGAUCAGUCACUCGACGUCGGAGAACUAAACAGACUUUCAGGCAGCUAAAAACCUACAUUUUUACCUAAUUAAAAAAAAAACAAACAAAAAAAUUACAAAAGAAAACAACAACUAAAAGACAAAAAAAAACAAAAGCAAGCAUACAAAAAAACAAAAACAAAAACAGGAGCAAUUCCAUAUCUGUGAAAACCAACUGAAGAAACUAAAGACGAAAACAACAACGACAAACGUACAACAACAACAACAACAACAAAAAUGGUUGGAAAGAGACUUUGACAAAAGAUCAACAACAACCACAACAAUUGUACAAAGAUAGCUUUGUAUUAUUUUUGUUGUGUGUGCAUGUGUGUGUGUGUGUAGUUAUUAUUUAAACGUCCACCUGUGUCCAUCUGGUGUUUAAUCUACAAAGCCAAAUACAGUCAAAUACAAAAUGACGAAAGAAAAGUUUAAAAUUCCGACCUCCGAGCCGGACGUCACAGACAGCAAUGAAGACACUUCAGUGAAUUUGAAACCCAAAAUGAGUCUCCUCAACGGAGUAACAGUCAUUGUAGGGAGUAUCAUUGGAUCAGGCAUUUUUGUCAGUCCCAAAGGAGUACUAAUGGAGGCUGGCAGUGUUGGAUCUUCUUUGAUUAUCUGGUCAGCGUGUGGCAUCUUUUCCAUGAUUGGAGCUUACUGCUACGCUGAGCUUGGGACUCUCAUAGUGCGGUCAGGCGCCGAUUACGCCUACAUUUUUGAAGCAUUUGGUGAAUUUCCAGCAUUCCUCCGUCUCUGGGUGGAGUGUAUGAUUGUUCGGCCUUGUUCUCAGGCCAUUGUUGCUUUGACGUUUUCAUAUUAUAUAAUCGAACCUUUGUUUCCUGACUGCGAGCAACCUGGUGUGGCAGUUCGUCUCCUUGCAAUCAUUUCUAUAUUGGUCCUGACGUUUGUCAAUUGUAAGGAUGUGAAGUGGGCCACUCGUGUACAAGACAUCUUCACUUAUGCCAAAGUCUUGGCGUUACUGCUCAUUAUCAUCACUGGCUUCGUACAGCUAGCUCGAGGAAAUUUUGAGUAUCUUCAGACUUCAUUUGAAGACAGUGAAACAGAUGUCACGAAAAUCGCUCUUGCAUUUUAUUCUGGUCUUUUUGCUUACAAUGGAUGGAAUUACCUGAACUUUGUAAUUGAAGAACUCAAAGAGCCCUCCAAGAAUCUUCCAAAAGCCAUCUGGAUUUCCAUCAUAAGCGUCACCGUCAUUUAUGUGUUCACUAACGUCGCCUACUUCACCACAGUCAGUCCAAUGGAGAUAAAGUCUGGAGCCGCUGUGGCUGUGAUGUUCUCCAAACGGCUGUAUGGCAUAAUGUGGUGGAUCAUGCCAAUAUUUGUGUCUCUUUCAACUUUUGGUGGCGUCAAUGGAAUUUUAUUCACAUCUUCAAGAUUAUUCUUUGUUGGUGGUCGAGAAAACCAUAUGCCGAAAGUUAUGAGUUUCGUUUCUAUCAACAACCUCACACCUAUGCCCGCUGUUUUAUUUAUGGGUCUCUUGUCCCUGUUUUAUCUGGUAUCAUCUGAUAUGUAUGCUCUCAUCAACUACGUGUCGUUCGUGAACUGGGGUGCCAUCGGUCUGUCAGUCUUCUCUGUACUCUACUUCCGUUACACUCGUCCUGAGUUACCCAGACCAAUCAAGGUCGCUCUGAUCUGGCCCAUCAUCUAUACUAUUGGUUCCAUCCUUCUCAUCAUUUUACCAAUAUAUGCCAAACCAGUUGAAACGGGAAUUGGUAUCCUCAUCAUUGCAAGUGGUAUUCCUGUGUACGUGGUUUUUGUUGCUUGGAAGAGUAAACCGAAGUUCCUGACAAAUGCCAUAGAUAAAGGAACUUGUUUCCUGCAGAAAUUGCUGCUCGUUGUACCGGAAGAGAAGAAACUCCUGUAAUAAAGAUACACAUUUAAAACUAUUA